AUGACCAAGGCGAAGAAGACGCGCAAGUUUGCGACGGUGAAACGUAUGCUCAAUCCCAAUGACAUCCGUUUGAAAGAAAAUCAACUGAAGCAAAAGAUGAAGGAGGAGAAGGAGAAAGAAAAGGCGGUACGCCGAGUGCCGCAAGUAGCCUCAUCGAUGUUUCUGGCACAUAACGAAGCCCUGGCCCCACCGUAUCGAGUGCUCGUGGACACCAACUUUAUCAAUUUCAGCCUACAAAACAAACUCGAGCUCGUUAGCGGCAUGAUGGACUGCCUCUAUGCUAAAUGUAUACCGUGCAUAACCGACUGCGUGAUGGCCGAGCUUGAGAAACUAGGUCACCGAUAUCGUGUUGCAUUAAGUGUUGCGCGCGACCCGCGAUUUGAGCGUCUAAAAUGCUCACACGAGGGAACCUAUGCUGACGAUUGCUUGGUUCAAAGGGUGACUUCACACAAAUGCUACAUUGUAGCCACUUGCGACCGAGACCUCCGACGGAGAAUACGUCAGAUUCCUGGGGUUCCGUUGAUCUUUGUACUUGAUCUCAUGUCGGCACUCAAUCCGAUUCUUGCUCAUAUUCGCACUGCUUCUCGCAUUCACAAACCUUUAUUCGUCGCAUUGCAAGGUCCUCAGGGUUCCGGCAAAUCGUACAUUUCCGCGUUGCUGGCAGAAGAACUCGGGAGGGUUGCAGUUCUGUCACUAGACGACAUCUAUCUCCCUCAUGAAAAACUUGAAGCUCUUGCUCAUGCUCAUCCAAAUAACCCUCUUUGGCGUGGCCGUGGCCAGCCAGGCACUCACGACGUGGCUCUUGGUCUGCACGUUCUUUCUACACUCCGGGCCGGCAACCCGGUAGAGCUACCCCGGUUCGAUAAGAGUCUUUUCAAUGGACAAGGCGAUCGGAUACCCUUGGGUCUGCCCGAUGCAACCGUCGUGCAACAGCCCGUCGAUGUCGUCUUGCUUGAGGGCUGGUGUGUUGGCUUCUGUCCCAUCUCUACCAAAGAGCUGGAGAUACGAUGGAACGCAGAUUGGGCUAGAGAGAGAACUCGGCUCGGUCUUGGUGAUUCUACACGGAAGGAAGAUGUAAUGGCAGUAAAUGAGGCCCUGGAACACUACAUUCCCUUGUGGCAGAUGUUUGACGUGUUUAUCCAGUUAAAGCCAUCUCCACCCGCCUCCCAAUUCUCCGUCGUAUAUAAAUGGCGAUUACAGCAAGAACACCAUAUGAAGGCUCGCAACGGCGGUCGCGGCAUGGACGACGCUGCAGUAAAAGCGUUUGUUGAUCGCUAUAUUCCUGGAUACGUGUUUUUCGGGGAUGGGCCAAUGAAGGGAGACCAUAAAUGGCAGGGAAAGUCCCUCCAAGUCCAGAUAGACGAGAACCGUGUUGUUGUUGACACCCACCAAUUCUGA
Molecule: messenger RNA, 1398 nt
Organism: Mycena indigotica
Lineage: Eukaryota; Fungi; Basidiomycota; Agaricomycetes; Agaricales; Mycenaceae
Exons: 8
Coding region: 1-1398 (465 amino acids)
Cellular component (GO): nucleolus; small-subunit processome
Source: RefSeq, a predicted model, not a curated record